Exophiala spinifera is the source of this 1275-nucleotide messenger RNA. RefSeq lists its product as uncharacterized. Gene Ontology annotation, molecular function: epoxide hydrolase activity. Gene Ontology annotation, biological process: epoxide metabolic process. Lineage: Eukaryota; Fungi; Ascomycota; Eurotiomycetes; Chaetothyriales; Herpotrichiellaceae. The record is from RefSeq and is a predicted model, not a curated record. Bases 1 to 1275 code for a protein of 424 amino acids. The transcript has a single exon.
AUGACAGAUAUACAACCUUUCACCAUCUCCGUCCCCGACUCUGCCCUGUCUGAUCUCAAGACUCGUCUCUCUCUCGCACGAUUUCCAGACGAAAUCGACGGUGCAGAAUGGGACUAUGGAGCUCCUUUAGCCGACGUCAAACGGCUGACAGGCUACUGGAAAGAUAAGUACGACUGGCGAGCGGCGGAAACCAAACUUAACGAGCUUCCCCAAUUCACGACCUCGAUCCAAUGUGACGGGUUCGACACACUGCGCAUCCACUUCAUCCACGCCAGAUCGAGCAGGAAGAAGGCUAUCCCGCUGCUCUUCGUGCACGGGUGGCCAGGGAGUUUUAUCGAAGCGACGAAGAUUUGGCGCCAGCUGUCAUCACCGUCACCAUCGCCAGGAUCCGACGACCUAGGGGAAGACGCGGCGGCGGCGGACGUACCGGCGUUCCACUUCGUGGCUCCGUCUCUGCCCAGCUACGGCUUCUCCGAGGGCGUGAACAAAAAGGGCUUCGCGCUAGCCCAGUACGCCGAGACGUGUCACAAGCUGAUGCUCAAGCUGGGCUACGAAGAGUAUGUCACCCAGGGCGGCGACUGGGGGUACUAUGUCACGCGGGCCAUGUCACUCCUGUACCCUCGGCACUGCAAGGCGACGCACAUCAACAUGGACCAGGGCCACGCUCCGAGCUGGACGAGCCACCCGGCGCUGGCGCUGCAGCACGCGCUCACGCCCUACUCGGACGCGGAGAAGCGGGGGUUGGAGCGGACAAAGUGGUUCACGGAGCAAGGGUCAGGGUACCGCCUGCUGCAGUCCACGAAGCCGCAGACACUGGGGUACGCCAUGGCCGAUUCCCCCGUGGCGCUGCUCGCGUGGAUCUACGAGAAACUGCACGACUGGACCGACUCGUACCCCUGGACCGAGGACGAGGUGUGUACGUGGAUCAGCAUCUACUGGUUCUCCACCGACGGCCCCGCGGCGAAUCUGCGCAUAUACUACGAGGUCACGCACCAGUGGGAUAACCCGGCCACGAGGGUCACGAGGGAUAGGGCCUUGGAGUACAUCGGGGGCGGGGUGAAGUUGGGAAUCAGCCAUGCGCCGAAGGAGUUGAGGGUGUUGCCGUCGAUCUGGACGAGGGGACAGGGGGACGUGGUCUUUGAGAGGACAAAUGACAGCGGUGGGCACUUUUUCGCGUGGGAGAGGCCAGAGUAUUUGAUCAAGGAUGUGAGAGACAUGUUUGCUAAGAAGGGAGGUGGUGCCUACGGAGUGGUGAAAGGGUUGGACGGGUAUUAG